AUGAAACAAAUAUAUAAUAUUUUAUCUUUUUUAUUAAUAUUUAACGUUCAUACAUUUUUAAAAAAUGUUGAAUGCAAUGGACAUAUAAAUGAGAAUGAUACAAAAAAUAUAAAAAAUGGAUUACCAGAUAAUAAUUUGGAGAUAGAAAAUGUACUUAAUAUCAGGGGUUCUACUUUUGAUAAGUUAAAAAAUGAUUUAGGAGAAUCAUCCAACGAAGAUAAAAAAGGUGAAAACAAAAUAUAUAAUGAAGGGUAUACGUUUCUUCAUGGUAAAGAAAUAAAUGAUAAUCAUGGUAUGGUUAUGAAUUUUAGUAAUAAAGAUGAAGAGAUUCCCUUUUCGGGAAGUUCAAGCGAAGAUGAAAAUAAAACUAAAUAUGAUCCAAAAGAUGUAUGUAACCCCGUGGGUUCUUUUUCUUAUUGUCCUCGAAAAGAUUUUGAUUUAUUAUAUGAUUGGAACCGUGGAUAUGUAAAAAAUGCAUUAACAGAUAACAUGGGAGUGCACGUACCACCCAGAAGAACAAAAUUAUGUCUUUUAAAUGUCAAAAAAGCUAAUAAAAGAAAAUGGAAUACAGAUAAAUUAAAAACUGAACUUCUCAAGGAUGCUUCAGGGGAAUCACAUUCUUUAUUUAAAUUUUUUGAAAAUAAACAUUACAAUUCAUUUUUAUAUAUAAAGUAUAGUUUUGCUGAUAUAGCAGAUAUAAUAAAAGGAAAAGAUAUGAUGGAUAAUAAUAUUUCGAACACUAUACAGCUUAUAUUUCAGAAAGAAAAGGAAACAGAUAAUAGCAUUAAUCCUGAAGAUUGGUGGAAAAAGCAUAGAGAUAAUAUAUGGGAAGUAAUGAUGUGCGGACAAAGUGGUACAAAAAAUGAAAAAUGUCCAGGACAUAAUGAUGUUGAUGAAAUACCACAAUUUUUUCGAUGGUUUAGUGAAUGGGGAAUAUCGUUUUGUAAGGAAUAUGAAACUGAAAUGCAUUAUGUAUCAUUAGUAUGUAUUUCUAAGAAAACUAAUAAUGAAGCAGAUUCACCUGAUCAAACUAAAUCAAAAAAUGAUACAUGUGUUGAAGCGUUAAAGAAUUAUGAAAAUUGGUUUAAUAUAAGAAGACCUCAAUGGAUUGAUCAAAUCAAAAAAUAUAAUAAGGAUCAAAGUAAAUAUGAAUAUGCAAAAGAUUUAUCACCUGAAGAUUUUUUAAAACGAAAAAGCCCUGAGUGUAUUUUCAAAAAUUUAAAAUUUACUGAUUUAUUUGAAAACAGUUUCGAUAAACAAAAGUUAUUAGAUAUGUUAAAAGAAACACCAUCCAAUGAUGAAUCUAGAUCUGACACGUCUGUGGAAACUCCACAAGCAGAUUCUCAAAAUGCUAGAAUUACUGAAGAACGACAACACGAUGAAGAAAACCCAGAGCAAAGUGCUACUACAGAACCAUUAUCUGUUCCUUCAGCCUCAGAUAAUUCCUCAACUGUACCUUCAAAAAAUGAUUCUCGGGUUCCUGUGACUAAUUACGAUCCUUAUGAAAGACUUUUGGGCUUGGAAUUUGGUAAUGUGAAAGGUCCUGGUAUAAAUCCUUAUAUUUCUUCUAAAGAAAGUGAUUCUUUGGAAUUAAUAAAUUUAACCUCAUGGGAUAAAGAGGAUAUAAUGAAACAAAAUGAGGAUGUAAAAGAUGAAAUAGAAGA
This is a messenger RNA of Plasmodium gaboni, 1664 nucleotides long. RefSeq names its product duffy binding-like merozoite surface protein. The transcript has a single exon. The annotation marks the transcript as partial. Gene Ontology annotation, molecular function: host cell surface receptor binding. Gene Ontology annotation, cellular component: membrane. The record is from RefSeq and is a predicted model, not a curated record. NCBI's taxonomy places the organism in Eukaryota, Apicomplexa, Aconoidasida, Haemosporida, Plasmodiidae.